AAAUUUGUUCAAAUGAACAUGCAUUGUUUCCUAUCAUCGAACCUAGCCAAAUGCAAUCUAAAUCCUCUACUGAUUAUGUGAAAAUGCCUACUGAUGGAGCUGAUGUCUGGGAAAUUGAUGCUAGCCUGCUGAAAUUUGAAAGCAGAGUUGGAUCUGGUUCAUUUGGUGAUCUGUAUAAAGGCACAUACUGCAGUCAGGAGGUGGCUAUCAAAGUCCUCAAGCCUGAUCUUGUGAAUAAAGAUAUGCUGAGAGAGUUUGCCCAGGAAGUGUUCAUUAUGAGGAAAAUUUGGCACAAGAAUGUUGUACAAUUCAUAGGCGCAUGCACACAAACUCCAAACCUGUGCAUUUUGACUGAGUUCAUGUCCAGAGGAAGUGUUUAUAACUUUCUGCAUAAACAAAAGGGUGCAUUUAAGCUUCCUGUUCUACUCAAAGUAGCACUUGAUAUCUCCAAGGGAAUGAACUAUUUGCAUCAAAAUAAUAUUAUCCACAGAGACCUGAAGACUGCCAAUCUACUAAUGGAUGAGAAUGAGGUUGUUAAGGUUGCUGACUUUGGAGUUUCAAGAGUGCAAGCUCAAUCUGGAGUGAUGACUGCAGAAACUGGAACAUACCGUUGGAUGGCUCCUGAGGUCAUAGAACACAAACCGUUUGAUCACAAGGCUGACAUUUUCAGUUUCGGAAUAGUGCUUUGGGAACUUUUAACAGGAGAACUUCCAUACUCGUACUCGACACCUUUGCAAGCAGCUGUUGGUGUUGUACAACAGGGUCUGCGGCCUACAAUUCCGAAGCACACUCACCCAAAGCUUGCAGAACUGCUAGAAAAGUGCUGGCAACAAAAUCCAACUCUAAGACCCAAUUUCUCUGAAAUUAUAGAGAUUCUGAAGCAGAUUAGCAAGGAGGUAGGUCACCUGUCUGGGAUAAGUUCGGUACAUUGAACCAUAGUUUUAAAUAACAGUAUCGGGUUAUGAAUCGGUAUUGGCAACGCGGUUGUAUAUCGGCCAAUAUGAGAUAAUAUUGUCCUGAUAUAUCAAUAAAUAACAAUAUUGAAAGUCCAAAAUCUCAAUACAGCAAGACAAUAUGUAAUGGUUGAUAUUUAAAACCUUAGAAGGGGGCAUCACUGAAGUCCGGAAUAUAUGAUCCUGUGGGCCGUUUUCCAAAUUUCAAUUCCAUUUUCUCAUGUUGAUCAGCUCAGUUGUAGUUUAACCUGCAUUUUUAUUUUAUUUAUAAUAUAGGAGCUUACCUCGUAAAUUUUGUGUAUUUAGGUUUCUUUCUUUUUCAUUUAGAUUUUUUUGUCCCCAUCAUAAUUUGUUUCAUUGCAAGUUGCAACAUAUGUUGAAAUGGCUGAGUAUGGUUGUAACACUGUUC
Molecule: messenger RNA, 1362 nt
Organism: Camellia sinensis
Lineage: Eukaryota; Viridiplantae; Streptophyta; Magnoliopsida; Ericales; Theaceae
Source: RefSeq, a predicted model, not a curated record